CAGCACCAGCACCAGUGCGCGCACAGUCGGACAGACACACGGACACCGGGCUCUGUGCUUGUGCGUGUGUGCCCAUGAUCGGGUUGGGAUAAGCAUGUUCACUGGAGGCACCGGUGAAAGGACCAGAACCGUGAUCUCUCUAGUCGCCAUGCUGACAGGCUCAGUUCUGGCCGACAAUCUUCUCUCCUGUAAGGGUAGGUCCUGUUCGCCUCCAGUAUGGCAGAAUGCCUGUGGUCUCCGUAGCCGGAUACUGGCGAGGAAGCGCUACCUCAAUAUGGACAAUGAGAUCUCCCCUGACGGCUUGAGGCAUCCUAGCACGAGACCUCUCAGGAGGGUCCGUACUCAGCUUCGCAUUACAUACAAUCAUUUCCGAAGUGGGAAACUACAGAGAGAUAUAGCCGUCGUGUACUCCGGGGUGAAGAAUCUGUUGAUGGAAGAAUUCCAGUACGACUGGCUGCCGGGUCACCAGCUCGCCUGGUACAGGGAGACAGUCAAGUGUCUCGACAAGAAAUCUAAGGUCGAAGUACUUCUACCGAGUCUGCACGCUGCCCUGCAGAACUUCUCGGCGACAUUCGAGGAACUGAGGAGGUAUAGUGGGAAAUCGCAUCUCAGUGAGCAUCAGGCCAUAUACUACACGAGGCGCCACCUGUUGGCCGACAUAUCCAAUCAGAUCAAGAAGUUGUUGUGUGAAGUGGAGACUGCCAUCCUCAACGUAGGACUACAGCUGCCGGGAUUCCUGUCGGAAGAGGCGGCGUCCGCAAUGAUAUGGGACGUCCAGCCAGAUCACACCGGGGGGCUGAUCCAGGACUGGGGGGUCCUGGCAGCCUACCAGACAUUCCUAGACGAUUGGCUCAAGAUCAUCCGGAGGUUGGUCGGCAACAAGAGCAACCUCCCUUGCAAACCCAAACACAAGAAGCGGAGGAAGUCACAACGCCGAAAGAACAAAGCGGGUUAAGAAACAGUAGUGGACAUAAACACGAACCCUACAAUACCCCAAGUAUUAGUCACCCCGGUGAUGGCGUCUGUACAGUAUUGUAAUAUAUCUUAUUUAUUAUCUUGUACAUCUUGCCCUAUUGUAAGAUCGAAGCGGUGGAAUCUCGACUGAUCACACCUUAUAAAUGUAAAUUAUUAUUGUAAAUCUCUAAAUGUUUUACAGUAUUAGUGAGAAAAAUUAUGCAUUGUUACGACACAUCUUCAUUGUCCAUAAGCUAAAGGACUGUAUUCAUGGGUGUAACCACAUCUUUAAGUGCUCAAAAAUCUUUUAGCUCAUUCAAUUAAUUAAUUGUGUUAUACAUUUUGGCAUAUAAUAUUUUCUAAAAUAUUAAAAGUAACAACACAAAAUUUGCUUGUUUUAACUCACCAGGAUGUUUUAUCUUUCUUCAUGACAUAUUGUUAUUACUUGAGAUAGGUAGGGUGUGUUUUAAAAGAUUCCGUUGUAUUUAUUUUUCUGAUUGUAUAUAUUACUAAAGUUAGUUACAGCUAUUUACAGUUAAGUAUUAUUAUCUCAUAUAACAUAUUUCUUACGUCAUAUAUAUCAAAACAUGAAUAUUUACAAAUUAAGAAGUACUUAUUUAGUUGUUAUUUCAAUAUAUAAUUUUUUGAAUAUAUUUAAUAAUGAAAUAUACGGCUUUACACAUUAGCAAAUAUACUUUACGUGAUUAAUGUCAGCAGUAGAAAUUCUCGGUAUUAAAUCCGCUAUAUGUUCUUAUAUUCACCGCAAUUUUUAUUGUUCGGGCUCAAUAAAUAUUAAUUUUAAUUUUUAUAGCAGAAAUAUAUUUUACAUCUGUGUAAUUUAACAAGUAAUCUUCUUAUAAGUAUACACCAGUUAUAUAGAUAUAUUUAUAUGUAUCCCUAUAAAGUAAUUUUAUA
Molecule: messenger RNA, 1869 nt
Organism: Homalodisca vitripennis (glassy-winged sharpshooter)
Lineage: Eukaryota; Metazoa; Arthropoda; Insecta; Hemiptera; Cicadellidae
Exons: 5
Coding region: 95-955 (286 amino acids)
Source: RefSeq, a predicted model, not a curated record